UCGAUCUUUUUCGCAUUGCGUCGAUAACAAGCCAUAUGGCAACACUGGUGGAAUAAUAAAAAUAUAUAUAUUAAACAAAAUAAAAUGAGCUCAAACCACCGUCCUCUGGACGAUUCGGAUAUCCUCCUAAUACAAACCAUCCGCGAUACGCCGUCGCUGUACGAUCCCCAGCUGCCCUCCUUCCGGCUGUCGCAGCGCAAGGAGGAGGACUGGGCUAAAGUGGCGGAUUUGCUAAACAUCUCCAUUUCAGACGCUCGACGACGGUGGACGUGUCUGCGGGAUCGCUACUCGCGGGAGCUCAAGCAGAAGCGCCUGCAUCCGUCUGGCGAAUUUGGCCACAAUGACUUCUUUCGGAAGAUGGAUUUCUUACGAGAAUUUGUGCGCAAGAGGCGCGAGCGCCGAGGACGCGAACGUGAUCGGGAACAGAAGCCAACCGGGUGGAUGAAGGUUGAGUUACAGCGUCGGCGUCGCAUCCGCCUGCCCCUGGACACAGACACCUUGAUCGAGGAGCAUGGUUCGCACGCUUACGACGAGGGCGAGGAGCAACACGAAUACGAUGCCAAGCUGGAGUCUCAUACCACGCAGUCCGAGACGUAUUCGGUCCUCGUGGAGGCGGACGAUGGCCAGGAGCCCGAACAGGAAAGCUACGACGAGUUUCUGGGCGAUACAGAGUGCGAGGAGAAGGUCAAAGUGGUCACAAUUCAUCCGGAAUCCGCUGUUCCAAAGGUGACAUCCGCACCCGAACCUGUGGAGUCUAGCCAGGCGGAUCUGAACUACUUGGUCUGUAUGCCGCCCAAUGUGAAUCAGGAGCGAGAGCAUUCCGCCCCAGAAUUAACCAAUCCGCCGGCCGUCAUCCCUCAAAAAACCUCCGAAACGGAGGACGACUUCUUUUGCAAAUCAAUCGCCGCCUACUUGCGUCAACUGUCGCGCGUGCACAAGAUCAAGGCCAAGGUGGAGAUGUACCAGAUUCUGGAGAAGUACAUACUGCUCGAGGAGAGCGGAACGGGGUCGGGUGCGGGCGGAUCGGGCUAAGCAGGUUACAUACAAUAUGUGUACAUAGGUUUUAACAUAGUUUUUUAAUGCAGUACAAAUAUACAAAGUGACGAAAA
Drosophila teissieri is the source of this 1109-nucleotide messenger RNA. RefSeq lists its product as uncharacterized. Gene Ontology annotation, molecular function: DNA binding. Gene Ontology annotation, cellular component: nucleus; transcription regulator complex. Lineage: Eukaryota; Metazoa; Arthropoda; Insecta; Diptera; Drosophilidae. Gene Ontology annotation, biological process: regulation of transcription by RNA polymerase II. The coding region runs from base 85 to 1032 and encodes 315 amino acids. The record is from RefSeq and is a predicted model, not a curated record. The transcript has a single exon.